This is a messenger RNA of Microplitis demolitor, 2415 nucleotides long. RefSeq names its product vacuolar protein sorting-associated protein 51 homolog (gene Vps51). Gene Ontology annotation, cellular component: membrane; GARP complex; EARP complex. Lineage: Eukaryota; Metazoa; Arthropoda; Insecta; Hymenoptera; Braconidae. Gene Ontology annotation, biological process: endocytic recycling; Golgi vesicle transport; Golgi organization. The transcript is spliced from 7 exons. The record is from RefSeq and is a predicted model, not a curated record. The coding region runs from base 139 to 2349 and encodes 736 amino acids.
GUUAUUAUUCUUGAUGACUUGUCACCUGUCACAUUUUAGUGUUUUAUUUUUAAAUUAUUAAAAAUAUUUAAAAUUAAGUUUAAAAGUUAGUUAAAUAGGAGUAAUAAUAAUUAAUUAAGAAAUAAGUAACAAUAAAAAAUGGCUGAAAAUACGAAUAAUCCUUACGACAUAAAUGGAGCUAAUUUUGAACCAGAUUUGUACAUAGCAAAAUUAACAAAGGACUAUCGGUUGAAACAAAUAAUGGACCAUGAAGAAGAAAUAAGAAGAAAUACCCAAGUAUUACAUUCUGAAAUGCAAACUUUAGUUUAUGAAAAUUAUAAUAAAUUUAUUGCUGCUACUGAUACAAUUCGAAAGAUGAAAACAGAUUUUAAAGAAAUGGAAGAGAGCAUGGAUUCAUUGACAACAAAUAUGGACCGCAUUACAUCAUUUUCAGAUCAAAUAUCAUCAACGCUCCAGGAUACGAGGCAACAAAUAUCGAGAUUAUCAUCAGUUCAUGCUCUAUUAAAACGUUUACAAUUUUUAUUCAAGUUACCAAGUAAUUUAAAAGAUCGAAUGAACGAAGGAAAUUAUGCCCAAGCCGUCCAAGAUUACAUACGCGCGCAAAGAGUAUUAAAUAAAUACGGUCAUAUGCCAUCUUUUCACGGCAUCCAGAAAGAUUGUGAAGAAAUAGUAGAAGAAUUAAAAUCACAAUUGCGGAUGCAGUUUCAUCGGCGAGACGCGACAACAAAAUUAUUAACAGAGAGCGUUGAUUUGUUGUUAAGAUUAAAAGAGCCAGCAGAUUCACUGUGUGAAGAUUUUUUGAAUCACGCCGACAAUCGUUUGGCCGAAAAAUUAGAUAAUUUGAAGGACAUGUGUGAGAAUGAUAUAAUUGAAUUCGUUGACGCUGGUAGUUCGGGUUAUUUAAGUGACUUAUGUCUAAUUGUUGCCUCUUACAAUGACAUGUUUGUCAAUAGACCACGUGCUGGUGACGAUGACAUUGAAAUUUAUGACUUGGACAGCAAUGUUAUGAUACGUCUUGAUAAUUUUAUAAUGAGUAACAUGAACAAGUAUUUUGAUCUGAUGAAGAAAAGAGUCGAGGGUGUGUCGGAUACUGCGAUACUCGUACGCGCACUGGACAGAUUUUACCGCAGGUUGCAAGCCAUGAAUAUACUCUGCAGUGGUGCUGACUUUGCUAACACGGGAAUAGAAAUAGUAAUAAACGCUGGGAGAAAACAGUGUCGCAGUCAUUUGAAUAAUUUGAAGCAGCAUUUAAAUGAAACGUUGGCCAAAGUAAGACAGACAUUGGCGGCUAAAAUAACUUCCGACAAUGAUGGCGGGUUAACGGAACUCCAGGCGAUACUUUUGAUACCGACGAUUGAAAAAAUAAAAGGAAUUCUUCAAGAUUUAUCAGCUUUUUUACAAUCAGAAUUAUCGUUCAGCUUGAAGCCGCAAUUCUCGGAGACUUUUUGCGUCGAAGAAGUCCGAGAAGGUUUGAUCGUCGGAUUCCUGCAUCACUUGACAGCUGUCGCUGGUGGAUUCUGUACGCGCUCUGACGUACCCAAGUAUCCGGCGACUUUGCUACUGCUGUUGAGCAAAAUGUGCAUUGAAUUUAAAGACACUAGUAUUCGCUAUUUGAUUUCAACGACGGAUGACAUGUUCAAUGUUGAAGCUUACGCUACUUCUGUCGGCGCACUUACGUCAGAACAAGAUAUCUGUAGUGAAUUUUCACGAGCUGGACAAGAUCUUUUAAAUCACUAUGUACGUUUGCAAGGUCUUGCUGUGUCGCAGAUGCUGAGGAAAUCUGUUGAGACGAGAGAUUGGCUGCAUACUAUUGAACCAAGAACAGUCCGCGCUGUUAUGAAACGUGUUGUUGAAGAUAUCACGGCUAUUGAUUCUCAAGUUUCGGUUCUCUAUGAUGAUAAUGAUGGUCAGGUUGACAGAAGUAGUGAUAGCAGUCGGAAAACUCACAGUAUCAGCGUUUCAAGGCAUCAAUAUCGCUCAAAUUGGUCAUCAUACACUCCAAGUCAACUUGAUUCAUCACUCGUCAGUAAUAUUCACAAACUUUUCUCAGAAAGAAUUGAAAUAUUCGCUCCAGUUUUGUUUAACAAAGCAUCUAUUUUAACUGGGAUUAUUAAAAUAAGUUUAAAAACUUUUCUCGAGUGCGUAAGAUUGCGGACUUUUAGUAAAUACGGUCUCCAGCAGAUCCAAGUUGACACUCAUUAUCUUCAGCUCUACUUGUGGCGAUUUGUUGCUGAUGAAAAUCUUGUACAUUUUUUACUGGAUGAAAUUUUGGGUAGCGCGGUCCAUAGGUGCCUUGAACCAGUUCUCAUGGAGCCCAGUGUUGUUGACAUUAUUUGUGAAAGAGGAUGAAUAUAUAACUAAUUAUUUAUAAUAAAUUUGAAUUGUAAAUUAAUAAAUAUAAUUAUAGAAAAUGUG